Molecule: messenger RNA, 591 nt
Organism: Suhomyces tanzawaensis NRRL Y-17324
Lineage: Eukaryota; Fungi; Ascomycota; Pichiomycetes; Serinales; Debaryomycetaceae
Gene: PRE1
Product: proteasome core particle subunit beta 4
Exons: 1
Coding region: 1-591 (196 amino acids)
Biological process (GO): proteasomal protein catabolic process
Cellular component (GO): cytosol; proteasome core complex; proteasome core complex, beta-subunit complex
Molecular function (GO): peptidase activity
Source: RefSeq, a predicted model, not a curated record
AUGGAUAUCAUCUUAGGAAUCAGACUACAAGACGCCACGCUCGUGGCCACCUCUAAGGCCGCUACCAGAGGAAUCAGUGUGUUGAAAGACACCGACGACAAGACCAGAAGAUUGAAUACCCACAACUUGGUGGCAUACACGGGAGAGGCAGGUGACACCGUCCAGUUCGCCGAGUACAUCCAAGCCAACAUUCAAUUGCAUACCAUGAGAGAAAACGAGAUUGAGUUGAGCCCCAAGGCCGUGGCCUCGUUCGUCAGAUCGCAAUUGGCCACCUCGAUUAGAUCUAGAAAGCCCUACCAAGCCAACGUGUUAAUUGCUGGAUAUGACGUCAAAACCAAUACCCCCACCUUGAACUGGAUAGACUACUUGGGUACCCAGGUGGAAUUGCCCUACGGGGCCCACGGCUACGCCGCCUUCUACGCGUCCUCCUUAUUGGAUAGACACUACAGAAAAGACAUGAAGUUGGACGAUGGCGUGGAGUUGUUGAAGUUGUGCUUGAAGGAGUUGGAGUUGAGAAUGCCCAUUGAUUUCAAGGGGGUGUACGUUAAGGCUGUUACUAAGGACGGUAUUAGAGAUAUCGAAUUGAAUUAA